Molecule: messenger RNA, 766 nt
Organism: Brassica napus (rape)
Lineage: Eukaryota; Viridiplantae; Streptophyta; Magnoliopsida; Brassicales; Brassicaceae
Product: josephin-like protein
Exons: 1
Coding region: 207-608 (133 amino acids)
Source: RefSeq, a predicted model, not a curated record
UCAUGGUCUUUUCAAUAAAGAUUUUAAAUAGAUUAAUAACAUAUUUACCCCUCUGUUUCUAUUUUUUACAUUUUAACCCCAAUGUAUUUUCUGACAUUAGUCAAAAGUCAAAACAUACCUCCUCAUAAAUAGUCUUUCCCGUUUGCUUCUCUUUACGAAAUAUUUUGGUCUCUCUCUCAUCAACAUAAUUUCAGACAAAAAGAAAUAUGUCACGAGGAGCAUGCAAAAGAGUAAGCUUUAGUCCUAACCAAGAAGCCACUGAGGAACCUGUAUUCCCAAAACAUCACGACCAGAGAAAGGUGGUCCUCAUUGGAUUUCUCAGUUUCGGUCUCAAGACCUCGCCUGCUGGAAGGAAGCUCAUCCGACGUAUCCGAGCUAGAGUCGCCAAAACGCUGCGUUCUAUGUCCUUUAGUAGGAGUACGACCGACAAAACGUCAUCGUUGUUGCUGUCUUCAUCUUCUCCUUCCUCGUCUAUUCGUAUGAAAAGGUCCAAGUCUCUAGCUGAGUCGGAGUCUCACAGAGCAGAAGCUAUUGAAGACUGCAUUGAGUUCUUGAACUCUUCUUUUUCGCUGUCCAGAUCAAACUCUGUCUCGACGUGGUCUUCUUGAUUUGACCGGUUAGGAUUCGGAUCAAAUGGAACUCCUACUCUCUUUUUCUUCUGGUGAAAUGUUAAAAGAGUUGAGAAUUGUGAAUUGAGCAUUGUAGAGAGGAGUGUUUUAAAUUACUUUUCAGUUCAUUCAAAAAAAUCUACGAGGUUAUUGACUUA